Molecule: messenger RNA, 2306 nt
Organism: Zophobas morio
Lineage: Eukaryota; Metazoa; Arthropoda; Insecta; Coleoptera; Tenebrionidae
Product: mismatch repair endonuclease PMS2-like
Exons: 22
Coding region: 51-2180 (709 amino acids)
Biological process (GO): mismatch repair
Cellular component (GO): MutLalpha complex
Molecular function (GO): ATP binding; ATP-dependent DNA damage sensor activity; ATP hydrolysis activity
Source: RefSeq, a predicted model, not a curated record
GAAUUAGUAGUAGUCCGUCGAAGUACUUUCUUAGUUAAUGGUCACUAGCGAUGAGUCGCAGAAUAUUGAGAAUCCGUCAGUCAGACGUGCACAGAAUUUGCAGCGGGCAAGUCAUAGUCACGCUUGCCUCAGUUGUUAAGGAACUUCUCGAGAACUCUCUCGAUGCAGGCGCCCAGAACAUUGAAAUAAUACUUAAAAAUAAAGGCCUUGACUUAAUCGAAGUUAGAGAUGACGGUUACGGUGUGCGCGAAUGCGACUAUAGUGGGCUUACUGCCAAGCACGCCACUUCGAAGAUUACCGACUUUUCGGAUCUUAACCGCGUAGAAACUUUUGGAUUUAGAGGAGAGGCACUGAACUCCCUGUGUUCUUUAAGCCAGUCUCUUAAGUUUACGGUUAUCACCAAAACGGCCGACCAAGUUUUCGGAAAUAAGAUUGAGUAUGAUCACGAGGGCCACAUUGCAAGUAUUACCCCGACGCCUAGAGAAAGGGGCACUACAGUUAUCGUGGUCAAUCUCUUUACAUCUUAUCCUGUGCGAUUAAAGAAUCUUCAAAAUAACAUUAAAAAGGAGUUUGCCCAUCUGCUUACUGUCCUGCAGUCUUAUUGUUUAAUCCCUUUAAAAGCCAGAAUUUCCUGCAAAAGUUUUUCGAGUAAAGGCUUGCCUAGUGUUGUGGUUUCUAAGUUGGCCACAGGGAGCUUAAAGGAGAAUAUUAUAAACAUUUUUGGUGCCAAGUUUGCCCAGCUUAUCGAGCCUUUUAACUUUGUCUCAGAAAAACUGCAAUUUGUGCUCGACGGCUAUGUUUCGAAAGUAUUUCCCGACAACAGUGGUCGGGCCAGCCCAGAUAGACAAUUUCUUUUUAUUAACAACCGCCCCUGCGAAUUGCCAAAGGUCAGUAAAGCGAUCAAUGAAGUGUUCCGCCAAUUCUCGGGGUCUGCUUAUCCCGUCUUUGUUCUUCACAUUAAUCUCAGAAGAGAUUUAUGUGACGUCAACGUUACUCCUGACAAACGUGUUAUUUUACUCCACUCAGAAACCGCUUUGAUAGACUCCGUUAAAAACGCACUUUACGACCUAUACCAGUCCAGUCAUGGAAAGUUUCAGGUUUCUUCUGGAGGCCCCCCACUUUCAGAGUUUGUAGGAAAACCGAUUUCGUGCAGAACGAUUGAUGACCUCGAGGAUCCCCCUACUCUUGCUGGCGACUGCGAAAGGAAGAAAUCUUUAAUAAUCAGCAGUCAGAAGAGCAGCCGCUGCAGAGGCAGAAGACUUUUUCGUGGCGCAAGAGCCGUCUCCCGAGAAAAGCGAGUGGUUUCCUCUUUUCUAAGUAAAACCCUUCCCAAUGAAAACCACGUUACCCCGUUCGAGGAGGGAAGUGACAGCACUGAUCUCGGGGCUCUUUCUCUUCAAACGGCCGCCAGUCCAUGUCUUGUGGGGAUCGAGCGCACCGUUAAGGUGGAUAUCGCGGCGAUGCGCCGGUCUGUGCAGGGCGUGGCGGAACAUGGAAUCCAAAAGACGAACCAAAAGUUCUCGGCAAGCAUCCGCGUUGAACACAAUGAACUUGCAGAGAGUGAGCUCAGCCGGACUCUCACUAAAGACUGCUUUAAGAAAAUGCGCGUCCUUGGGCAAUUCAAUCUUGGUUUCAUUAUUGCCAUACUUGAUUCGGAUCUGUUCGUGAUCGACCAGCAUGCGAGCGAUGAAAAGUACAACUUUGAGACUCUACAGAAAACUAUAAUACUUCAGAGCCAGCGCUUACUGCGCCCCAAACAGCUUGAACUUUCUGCUGCCCAGGAAGGCAUUCUCUUGGCUAACUUACCUGUCUUUCGCAAGAAUGGAUUCGAUUUUGUUAUUGAUAGAAGUCAACCUCCAGGGAGAAGCAUUUCUCUCUCGAGUGUUCCCUACAGCAAGUCUACUCGGUUUGAUAGCGACGACGUCGAAGAGCUCAUCUUCCUGUUAUCCGAAGCCCACGGCUCAUUUUGCCGGCCGUCCAAAGUCCGGAAGAUGCUGGCCUCCAGGGCUUGUCGCCAGAGCGUCAUGAUUGGCACGGCUCUCACCACGAAGGAAAUGGAAACUAUAGUCGGGCACAUGGCCUCAAUAGAGCAGCCCUGGAAUUGCCCGCACGUAAGGCCGGCCCACCAUGCGCCACCUUUUGGACCUCACGCCUCUUUUGCACGAGGAAGACAAUUCUGAUUUUUAACAGCACAAGCAGCUCUCGGCCGCUUGUUGUCCUACAAAAGAGGACUGCGCUACUCAGUUCAUUAGUUUAGUAUUUCAAAACUUUAGUAAGUGGAGUUCUUGUAGACUUUAGACGACUUG